CCCAGGUUCCCGACACAGACUACACCCAGGGAACAAAGACCAAGCGCCAUGUUGAAGCUGUCAUUGCCCCUGAGAUCCUUCUUUCUCCUGCAGCUACCUCUGCUGGGGGUGGGGCUGAACUCAACGGUCCUCAAGCCCAGUGGGAAUGAAGACAGCACAGCUGUUUCCUUCUCGACCUCGGAGACCCCUGGGUCUCUCAACAUUUCCACCCUGCCCCUCCCAGAGGUUCAGUGCUUUGUGUUCAAUGGCGAGUACAUGAAUUGCACUUGGAAUAGCAGCUCUGAGCCCCAGCCUACCAACCUGACUCUGCGAUAUGGGUACAAGAACUCUGAUAAUUAUAAAGUCCAGGAGUGUGGUCACUAUCUAUUCUCAAAAGAGCUCACUUCUGGCUGUUGGCUACAAGAAAACGAGAUCCGUCUCUAUGAAACAUUUGUUGUCCGGCUCCAGGACCCACGAGAACCCCGGAGGCAGAUGGAACAGAAGCUAAAACUACAGAAUUUGGUGAUUCCCUGGGCACCGGAGAAUCUAACACUUCGAAACCUGAGUGAAUCCCAGCUAGAACUGAGCUGGAAAAACAGAUACGCCUUGGACCGCUGUUUGCAGCAUUUGGUGCAGUAUCGGAGCGACUGGGAUAGCAGCUGGACAGAAUCCGUGGUUGUUUAUAACAAAAGCUGUGCUUAUCCCUGUUGGCUCCAUGGGAUUGAUUAUUAGCCUCUUCUUUGUGUAUUGCUGGCUAGAACGGACAAUGCCUCGAAUUCCCACCCUCAAGAACCUAGAGGAUCUGGUCACUGAAUACCAUGGGAACUUUUCGGCCUGGAGUGGUGUGUCUAAGGGACUGGCCGAGAGUCUGCAGCCAGACUACAGUGAACGGCUCUGCCACGUCAGUGAGAUUCCCCCAAAAGGAGAGGCCCAAGAGGGGCCUGGGGGCUCCUCCUGCAACCAGCCCUACAGGGCUUCCCCAUGUUACACCCUGAAGUCCAAAACCUGAGCCCCAGUUCCCUGACAGAAGCCCAGCAUCCUAUAGCCCUCGGUGUUGCUAACACCCUCUCAUCCACCCUUCUGAUAAAAUGCCCAAUGCGCAUUCCAUCCCCUGUGGCUAAUUUUGGAUUUGGUGCCCCAUGUAAUUGCCCCUUCGCUCAAUAUCCCCUAUUUGAGAAAUGCCCCUUUGCCCUGUACAUGUUUCUUAUCUCCCCGAGGCUGGCCCUUCCUGUUUACAGGAUUCUUUCUCCCUGUUUCAAUGAGAAAUAAAGUUUCUGUUCACAAUCA
This is a messenger RNA of Chinchilla lanigera (long-tailed chinchilla), 1266 nucleotides long. RefSeq names its product interleukin 2 receptor, gamma (gene Il2rg). The record is from RefSeq and is a predicted model, not a curated record. Lineage: Eukaryota; Metazoa; Chordata; Mammalia; Rodentia; Chinchillidae. Gene Ontology annotation, cellular component: external side of plasma membrane; membrane. Gene Ontology annotation, biological process: cytokine-mediated signaling pathway. Gene Ontology annotation, molecular function: protein binding; cytokine receptor activity.